AUGGCUUUAUCAACCACAUGGGCAUGGCCUCAGUGCAAAUGUGUCCCUCGUCUUGCCCCACCCGUUACAGUCACGGUGUUUCCCCGCAAUGCCAAUGACAGGCGUCGAAUCAGGGCGACUGCGAGUAGCGCGGGGAAGAGCGGAAAGGGAAGCGCAGGGGGACGCGGAGGGGGAAGAGAGAGGAAAGGGGGGGAUGCGGAGUGGGUGACAGGGGGUUCGUGGUUUGAAUUUGAUACCGAUUCCCUCGCCGUGACGUCAGCUCCGCCCGACGAUGACGUCAACCUGACUGGCGAUGCCCCGGACGCGUCUCGGCCGUCGGAUCCGGAACUCAGCGCCAGUCCCUCUGCGGGGGAGGCGCGGGGCUCUGGGCGGCAAGAUCUGUCGGAUGCGGGAGGCUCAGCGACAACGUCGGCGGCUGGAGGGCGGCUGGGCGGCAGGCUGGGCGGACAGCGCGGCGGCAGGACCGGCGGGGACCGCGGCGCACGGGGCGGGGGGAGGAGCGGGAGCUUGAAAGACGCGGAGCUGGCGGAGAUAAUGGCGGCGGUCAGGCGCGCGGACGCGGGGGGAGGAGAGGGGGAGGGGGGGGAAGUGUGGGGGGGAGAUUUGGGGGCGAAUGGCGGAAGAGAUGGGGGGGUGGGGGACGUGGAGCGAGUGAGAGAGGUGCAUUUUAGUGGAUGCAUAAAUGAGUCUUAUGCUAUAAGCUACAGGCGGGGGGGAACGGAAGAGGAGAGGGGGGAUGGUGGAGAGAGGGGUGGGAAAGGGGGAGACGGAAACCUGAGGACCAUCUUUGUUAAAGUGAACAGGAGCUUCAGAGCGAGCGAAAUGUUCGAAGGGGAAGCACAGAUCCUGUCAGCAAUUGCAGCAACGGAAACCGUGCGAGUGCCUCGUCCAAUCGCAACAGGGGACUUUCGAACCCCCUCCUCCUCCUCUUCUCCCCCCUCGUCUGCCACUACUCCCAACAACGAGUCGCAUCGGGGAUCGUUCAUAAUCAUGGAGCAUUUACAGCUGCGCCCAUUCGCCAUGAUGGAUCCAGCCAAUCAGGAGCAGCUGGGCCGGUCGUUGGCACAGCUGCACCUCGUGUCAUCUUCCAUGCCUGGGGUCCAGUUCGGUUUCAACUCGCCCACACGCCUCGGCGUAAUGCCUCUAGUCAACGUCCCCCUCUCUUCCUCCUGGCCUGACUUCUUCCUCACCCACCGGUUACAAGACCGCCUCGACCGAGUUCUGGAUAGGUUUGGUGACGAGGCUUGGGAGCUUCGGGACAUUGUGCCAAGCCUGAUUGAGGCGGCCAAGCGGAUUCUGACAACCGAAGCUAUGGCGGAGGUUCGGCCGAGCCUGCUUCAUGGAGACCUCUGGGUGGGCAACGCGGGUGUGCUUCGGCCGGGCGAGGCGGUGACGUUUGACCCGGCAGGAUACUAUGGGCAUUCUGAGUUUGACCUGGCGUUCAGAGGCUGGAAGCCGGCUCCUGGCUUCCCUGGCUUCACUGAUGCUUUCUACAGCGCGUAUCACGAAGUGAUCCCCAAGGCGGCAGGCUUCGAGGAGCGGCAGUGCGUGUACCAGCUGUUUCAUCUUCUAAACCACGUGCUCAUAUAUGGUCGAGAGUACUUCCCUCAUGCCAUGCAGAUGGCAACUUGCAUUGUUCAAGGAGGGGCAAUGCUUGUUUCUCAAACAUCUUCUGUUCCUUCCUCCAUCUAUUCUUCCCCUCCUCCCUCAUUGCCCUGGGCAGAUGGUCGAGAGUACUUCCCUCAUGCCAUGCAGAUGGCAACUUGCGUUGUUCAAGGAGGGGCAAUGCUUGUUUCUCAAACAUCUUCUGUUCCUUCCUCCAUCUAUUCUUCCCCUCCUCCCUCAUUGCCCUGGGCAGAUGGUCGAGAGUACUUCCCUCAUGCCAUGCAGAUGGCAACUCGCGUUGUUCAAGGAGGGGCAAUGCUUGUUUCUCAAACAUCUUCUGUUCCUUCCUCCAUCUAUUCUUCCCCUCCUCCCUCAUUGCCCUGGGCAGAUGGUCGAGAGUACUUCCCUCAUGCCAUGCAGAUGGCAACUUGCAUUGUUCAAGGAGGGGCAAUGCUUGUUUCUCAAACAUCUUCUGUUCCUUCCUCCAUCUAUUCUUCCCCUCCUCCCUCAUUGCCCUGGGCAGAUGGUCGAGAGUACUUCCCUCAUGCCAUGCAGAUGGCAACUCGCGUUGUUCAAGGAGGGGCAAUGCUUGUUUCUCAAACAUCUUCUGUUCCUUCCUCCAUCUAUUCUUCCCCUCCUCCCUCAUUGCCCUGGGCAGAUGGUCGAGAGUACUUCCCUCAUGCCAUGCAGAUGGCAACUCGCGUUGUUCACCUAUCAAAACAGCUCUCUGUGUAA
Messenger RNA from Closterium sp. NIES-65, 2340 nucleotides. The record is from the annotation of a GenBank genome assembly. Lineage: Eukaryota; Viridiplantae; Streptophyta; Zygnematophyceae; Desmidiales; Closteriaceae.